Messenger RNA from Caenorhabditis briggsae, 1020 nucleotides. RefSeq names its product Protein CBR-SRG-34 (gene Cbr-srg-34). Gene Ontology annotation, biological process: sensory perception of chemical stimulus. The coding region runs from base 1 to 1020 and encodes 339 amino acids. NCBI's taxonomy places the organism in Eukaryota, Metazoa, Nematoda, Chromadorea, Rhabditida, Rhabditidae. The record is from RefSeq and is a predicted model, not a curated record. Gene Ontology annotation, cellular component: membrane. Gene Ontology annotation, molecular function: transmembrane signaling receptor activity. The transcript has 6 exons.
AUGGAUCUUUUAACAAAUCCAAAAUUCAUGAUCACCACUUCUUAUGGGAUUCUGGCAAUGCUAAUUUAUACAGGUGUGACAAUUGUGAUUUUGAAAAACUCCGCGAGCUUCAAAAGUUCAUUUUUUCAACUUUUUUGCUUUGGAUACUUUAUGAAUCUUGCUACCUACAGUAAUUCAUUCAUAACCCUACGCCUUCCACAAAACACUGGAGUCUCUGGAACAUUUUCCAAUUUCUACAGUAACCUAAAUUUAAACAAUACGGAUGUGAUUUUUCCAUUAAAUCUGUUUCAUACACUUCAUUUUGAAUUCGCCUAUACUCAGUAUAUUUUUAACAGUUUGGUUUGCGCGAAUCGAUUCACAGCGAUUUGUUUUCCGAUUCAUAGUGAGAGGUACUGGAUGAAAUUCAAUUGGCUUAUCAUUUUAUCGAUGUUCUUGAUCCCAUUUGCAUUUUUCACAAGACAUAUACUUCAGAAUCACUCGUUUUUCAAUUGGUCCCCUACAGCGAACUUUUUCAUUGAUACCACUUAUGGUCGAAGCAAUAUUUACUAUUUCUUGAUGCCUACUUUAAUUUUGUUGACUAUGAUCAAUAUAGUUUUCAAUGUUUUGGCAGGGAUACGGUUGUACAAAAUGAGCAAAACCGGCGUUCGUGUCCCUGAAUCUUCUUUAUUCUCCAUGGCGUUUUCCGUUUUCCUCAUUGAUCUCUUUUUAACAAGUCUUACUGUAUCUAACUACUAUCUAACCAAUAUGCCAACCAGUUUAGAUUCGGAAAUUGUCCGAAUUCUAAUCCGUUGGAUCCCAUUGCUUACCCCAUUUGCCAGUGAUGCUCUAACACUAACCCAUCCGAUUUUGUUGCUUUAUUUUAGUAAAACAGUCCGCCGAAAGUGUAUGGAGAGUAGCAAAUUUUUACAAAAGUUCCACAAUCACAAAUUCUUCGCCGAAAGCAAUAGUGGCGUUGUUAUGGUGUCAGCGCCAAGGAAUUUGAAUAAUUUGGUGGCGAAUUCUUCAUUGAAUCGGUCAUAA